Molecule: messenger RNA, 887 nt
Organism: Annulohypoxylon maeteangense
Lineage: Eukaryota; Fungi; Ascomycota; Sordariomycetes; Xylariales; Hypoxylaceae
Product: DASH complex, subunit Dad3
Exons: 3
Coding region: 243-515 (90 amino acids)
Biological process (GO): attachment of spindle microtubules to kinetochore
Cellular component (GO): mitotic spindle; DASH complex
Source: RefSeq, a predicted model, not a curated record
GCCAUUUCGGUCCUUCCAUUAUAAAACUGUGACAUGCGAUUGGUCCAUGUAAUCUUAUCGCCGAUAUACCAUUUGGGUUCCUGAUCCAUUGCCCGGGUACGGGCUUACCUUACGUCACUGGCGGGGAAUCUCAACUUAAUAUCUGAAAGUAAACGACCCCUCGUGAAUAACACGCGUUCUUAAACACGUGCAAUUUCAUUGCAUGUUUUCCACCCUCAAAUAACCAUCAAAACCAUCUCACGAUGGAUAGCCAAGCGCAAAACCCCCUUCUAUCUCCGCCCGAGCUCUCGCCGCUGGAGCAAGAGGUUCUCGAGGAAUACGAGCGGCUGGCGGAGAACAUGAAGAAGCUCGCCGGUGUCCUUGAUACGAUGGCCGGACAGCCGACGACCGAGAUCCUCGACGGCCUGCGCGAGCUCGAGCGCAAGACGAGUUUAGUGUUCACGCUGCUCAAGGCCAGUGUCUAUAGCAUUGUGCUGCAACAAGAAAUCGAUUGGGGUGACCAAGCUAGAGGUUGAGCUAGCGUCGGACAAUAACAGAGGAAAGACGAAUAUGCGAUACAUGCUUUCCAUCUUCUGAUUCGCGGCAUACCUAGUAGCUAGGGCAUCACGCUGUCGAAUCAUAGGUAUCGCAUCGCAUGGAGAUAUGAGAGAUCUCUAAAUAUGUAGGAGACACUACGAGAAGAGGCAUUACCUAAGUCAACCUUACGGUAAUAAGGCCUCGUCAGCAUACAAGGGAUAUUAUGCCCGGAUCCCGACUACGACAAUUAUACAUUGGAGAAGAUGCGCCUAGACAAUGAAUGAGCGCUAGGCGGGGGCAGGCGAGGUUACGUAGCACAUCGCGCAAGAUACCCGAAUCAAUAAACCACAUGCACACAAUGUUCCGGACAC